CACGUGAUCGUGCCUGUCAGCUGACAAGGAAGGGACGAGGAAGUCACACAUUUUCAUCCGGCGCCUCUCUAUUUUAUUCCAGCUAUCUCUGCCUGAAAGUGGCUUUUAUUUUCUGUUAAUCGCGUGAAUGCUGUCGCGUGUGAAUCUUUAGGAUGAAUUCUCGCGUGGCCGCGCUCGUCACCGCGCUCCUCUGCGCGGUCUCCGGCGGCGCCGCGCAACACCUGGACACAGUUGAAUGGCUAUCAAACGGUCCAAGCGCGUCCGUGGAGCUUCAGCAAGGACCCAACAGCACCAACUCCUCUGAUCUGACUUACGGAUUCAUAUCUUGCGCCGUAUCAGUAGUCUUCUUCGGGAGCAACUUUGUACCAGUAAAAAAGAUAGAGACUGGUGAUGGUAUGUUUUUCCAGUGGAUUCUAUGUGCUGCUAUAUGGACAGUCUCCCUAGUGGUCAACAUCAUUCUACAUAGUCCAAAGUUUUGGCCUCUUGCUAUGCUGGGAGGAGCCAUGUGGGCUACUGGUAAUAUAACUGUAGUUCCCAUUGUAAAGACUAUUGGGCUUGGGCUUGGUUUUCUUAUAUGGGCUUCGUUUAAUCUUCUUUUGGGUUGGGCCAGCUCAAGGUUUGGCUGGUUUGGUAUUGGUGCGGAGACUGUUUCCAAACCAGUACUGAACUCCUGUGGAGCAGGUAUUUGCUUGUUUAGUGCUUUUGUGUUUUUCUUUGUGAAAACCGAUGUUCAGAGAACCGCAACAUCUGAAGAAUCACCAUUACUAAUAGACCAUACUGUGAACUCUGACUCUGUGGUAGCAACAGAUGAUUCCUGGGUGGAUGCAUUAACACCACGCUCCAAACGGAUAGUUGGAAUGUUUCUUGCUGUUGUCGCCGGACUCCUAUACGGAGCUUCGUUUGUUCCAGUUCUGUACAUUAAAAAUCAUGCAUCAGAUCCAGACGGCCAAUACAGCGGGGCUAGCCAGUUUGAUCUGGAUUAUGUCCUUGCACAAUACAGUGGCAUUUUCCUCACUAGUACAGUGUAUUUCAUCUUGUACUGUGCCAUCAAAAAAAACAGACCACAAGUCUUUCCUAAAGCAGUACUGCCAGGAUUCCUUUCUGGCAUCAUGUGGGGUAUAGCCACGUGCUGCUGGUUCCUGGCCAACCACUACCUCAGUGCUGUAGUGAGCUUCCCUAUUAUCACAACAGUUCCUGGAUUGAUUGCAGCUCUUUGGGGCGUUGUCGUGUUCAAAGAAGUAAAGGGUUGGCGAAAUUACAUUGUCCUCAUCGUUGCUUUCUGUCUUGUUUUAUCUGGGGCAUUAUUGACUGCAUUCUCAAAGAUCUAAACCUUUUUUAGACGGGGAAAAAUGCAAAGAAAAAUCUUUUGGUUGAGUGUUUUAACAUUUUAGGUUUCUCUUUUGAAUCUUGGAAUGAAUGCAAAGAUUGUUCUUUCAUAUCAGGUUAUGCAGUUUAAAAAAACCUGAACAAACUGAGAAGAGAAAAGAAAUACUGUUUAUAUGAGGGAAGGAUGUGGUCCUAAAUCUAUAAGAUACUUGAAAUGUUACAGCAACAUCAGCACAUUGUUUUUUACUAGGAACACAGUUCACUAUAUUUUUGUUGUAUUAGCAAUCACUUUUUAAAUUGUUGUUUACACUAUAAUGGACCUCAUUUCACUUUAUAUUUGCACAUGUAAUGGUUAUAGUUUUUUUUUAAUAUACGUGUUGCAUCUGCACAGUAUAAAAGCAGGAAGGGUAUAUAAUACAUAAAGACAAAGAAGUAUAUUUUAAAAUCAUUUUAAAAAAUCUAUUAUGUAUGAUGAUAUUUCCAUGCUUGUGCUUAUUUUUAUUUUAAAUUAAUUUUUCUGUUUUUUAAUUUAGCAUAUUUUCAGUUGUUCUCAAUGGUGAUCAUCAGCGAUGUUAUUUUAUAUCGCUGUACAAAUCGAAACACUGCAAUGAUUAUUUAUAAUUCUUCUUUUUCAGUUUUUCCUCAAUGACAUUGCAUUACAGUACUGGGGGAAUGACAUAAAUGUCACCAUGCAAACAAUUUCAUGCUUUAAAAAGCAGGCUUUUUCUUAUAUGUAGUAUCUAAUUGUGAUAUUCCAUUUCUUUUUCUUCUGUUUAGAAUUUGUAAUGGAAUUCAUACAGUUUUCGAUUGCUGAUGGGUUGUUUUUUGCUGCCAAAUUGUUUGAGGCCUUGGUUUGUGUUUUUUUUUUUAUAUAAACCAAAAGGGAAAUAAAUAUUCAAAUGCAAAGGAUGUGUGAACUGAAAAACGUUGCUUAUAUUGAUACAGCAUGUUAUGAAGGGAGAAAAUACAGUGUAAGAUGUAAUGUAAAAUUUUCAGUAAAGAAAAAAACAUGCUUCAUUUUAAACUUUACAAAAGAUAUUUUAAUAAAAUAAAAACAAUGGGGGGAAAAGUAUCUCAAUUCUCUCCAACUAAA
This is a messenger RNA of Puntigrus tetrazona (Sumatra barb), 2419 nucleotides long. RefSeq names its product transmembrane protein 144a (gene tmem144a). Gene Ontology annotation, molecular function: carbohydrate transmembrane transporter activity. Lineage: Eukaryota; Metazoa; Chordata; Actinopteri; Cypriniformes; Cyprinidae. The transcript is spliced from 12 exons. Gene Ontology annotation, cellular component: membrane. Bases 153 to 1328 code for a protein of 391 amino acids. The record is from RefSeq and is a predicted model, not a curated record. Gene Ontology annotation, biological process: carbohydrate transmembrane transport.